Haplochromis burtoni (Burton's mouthbrooder) is the source of this 4967-nucleotide messenger RNA. RefSeq names its product G protein-coupled receptor 85 (gene gpr85). Gene Ontology annotation, cellular component: plasma membrane. Lineage: Eukaryota; Metazoa; Chordata; Actinopteri; Cichliformes; Cichlidae. Gene Ontology annotation, molecular function: G protein-coupled receptor activity. The transcript has 2 exons. Gene Ontology annotation, biological process: G protein-coupled receptor signaling pathway. The coding region runs from base 777 to 1910 and encodes 377 amino acids. The record is from RefSeq and is a predicted model, not a curated record.
CUGUGGCUGUAACGCGUUACCGGCCAGCAGCAGCAGCAGGCACCGCUGAGCAGAUGUUACCGUGAGAGAGAGACGCUGUUAACCGCCGCCGCCGCUGCUGCAACAAGAGACAAGACGCGUCUUGGAUCACAAAUAGGGGAUGCAGGGCGCAUGCGCAGUGGGUUCCGUUUACUGUAGGAUAUUCACGGUGGAGGCAGAAAAAAAGGGGGCAGGCAACAAAGCAGGCUUUUUAAAACGGCGAAAAGCACGAUUUGUGCAAUGUAAAUAGCGAUCAGGAGGGACACGAAAUUGGAUUGUCAACAGGUAGGGUUUUGGUUGAUCUUAUGGUCGACUGUCUCUCUCGUUCUCUCAUCUUUUUUUUCUCUUUUUUUUUUCUUUUGGCCUUGUCUUGUGUGGUGGAUGCGAUUCCAGCCAAACCAUAGCAGAGACUUGGAAAUUAUUCUAGUAUAAUGGACAUGCGGAUCCGCUACACCGUUGUGCUUCAUCCGGCCGACUGGGACGCAAAGGCGAUUAUUUAAUUCUGCUCCGUGUUUAACUAAAUUCUAUCGGAUUCAAACGCGCAUUUAAAAAGAGAGAGACCACUCGACUCACGGAGGACACAUUUAAAUGCGGAUUUUUUUUUUAGGUGUGAUGAGACAAAGGAACAAAGGAUGCCUUAGAGGAGAGGUUGCCUAUACGCCUGGAAACCUCUUCAAAGCACACCGCCAAAUGGAUCUAACGCCUCCCCCUGCCACCUCUAGAUCAUGAUACUUGGCUGAAGCUAUUCCGCUAUCUUUAUGAUCCCUCCUCCAUCUAUGGCGAACUAUAGCCAUGCAGGGGACCACAACAUCUUGCAGAAUGUCUCUCCUCUCACCACGUUCCUCAAACUGACCUCUCUGGGUUUUAUCAUUGGAGUCGGUGUGGUCGGAAACCUCCUGAUCUCCAUCCUGCUGGUCAAAGACAAGAGCCUGCACCGAGCGCCCUACUAUUUCCUGUUGGACCUGUGCGCCUCUGACAUCCUGCGCUCCGCCAUCUGCUUCCCUUUUGUCUUCACCUCAGUCAAGAAUGGGUCUGCCUGGACCUACGGCACGUUGACCUGCAAAGUGAUCGCCUUCCUGGGUGUGCUCUCCUGUUUCCACACGGCUUUCAUGCUGUUCUGUGUCAGUGUCACCCGUUACCUGGCCAUCGCGCACCACCGUUUCUACACCAAGAGGCUGACUUUCUGGACGUGUUUGGCUGUCAUCUGCAUGGUGUGGACGUUGUCUGUGGCUAUGGCGUUCCCUCCGGUGCUAGAUGUAGGGACGUACUCUUUUAUCCGGGAGGAGGACCAGUGCACAUUCCAGCACCGUUCCUUCAGGGCAAAUGAUUCGCUGGGCUUCAUGCUUCUGCUGGCGCUCAUCCUCCUGGCCACACAACUGGUUUACCUCAAGCUCAUCUUUUUCGUCCACGACCGUCGAAAGAUGAAGCCCGUCCAGUUCGUGCCUGCCGUCAGCCAGAACUGGACCUUCCACGGCCCAGGUGCCAGCGGGCAAGCGGCAGCUAAUUGGCUGGCUGGAUUUGGAAGAGGCCCCACCCCACCUACUUUGCUGGGCAUCCGGCAGAACAGCAAUGCAGCAGGCCGCAGGCGUCUACUGGUAUUGGAUGAAUUCAAAACCGAGAAGAGGAUUAGUAGGAUGUUCUACAUCAUGACGUUUUUCUUCCUGGCACUGUGGGGGCCCUACCUGGUUGCCUGCUACUGGCGGGUGUUUGCAAGGGGCCCCGUUGUCCCUGGAGGCUACCUGACAGCAGCCGUGUGGAUGAGCUUUGCCCAGGCUGGGGUCAAUCCUUUCAUCUGCAUCUUCUCUAACAGAGAGCUUCGGCGUUGCUUCAGCACCACACUCCUCUACUGCAGAAAAUCCAGGUUACCAAGGGAACCCUACUGUGUUAUAUGAGGGUUUUACUGUGGGGUUUUUUCUCAUCUAUGUCUCUAUUGCCCUGAUUGAUCUUGAUCUGGGUUUGCUCCCAUUGUACAGCGUACUCUCUCUUUCUAUCUCCCUUCUCUUCAUCCUCCAGUUUCCUCCUGUUCCUCCUUCUCCUGGCCCUUCUUUACAGAGGUUGAAGGUGGACUGCCAAUCACGUGGCUGUGCUGGGGCGAUUGAAUCUAAAUCGUAUCACACACGGAGGCUGAAGGGAAUGGGAAUAACGCAGGGGGAAUGGAUCACCUCCUGUGUUUAUGUUCUAGUAAACAGACAUUGUGGAAGGCCAUGCCAAUGCAGAGAUGCAAAAAGUUGAAAGAAAAAAAAAGAGAGAGCGAUUUGACAAAACAGUGAAAACAAGACGUCUUGCUUGGGAUAUUUUGAAGACACGUUAUUCUGUGAGGUGUGAAAUACGUAAGUAUGAAAAGAAAAAGAAAAAAAAUAAUAACACAAAACAAAGAAAUGAUACCUCUCAAGGAAUCACUGGAAAUGUUUUACAUUUUAAGAGUUGCACUAAAAAGAAGAUGUAAAGAUGCUUUUUUUGGGGGGGGGGGGGUCGACAGUUGCAUUGCAAGGACAACUUUUUUGUUGUUUUUUCCUUCUCCCCCCUCUCCCUCCAAACUAAACAAUGAAUGCUUUAAUUUGCAACAGACUACACAACCGCUGUAAGUAGAGCAAAAACUGUUGGAUUACACCAUCACAAGAGGAUAAAAUGGUUUUAAUGUAAGUGAUAUCUCUUUCAUUUACCGGGCAGGGGGCUUAAUGAUGGGGGAUUUACAAUGUGUGGUUUUGAAGUUGCAACUUAAAAUCUAGAAAGGAUUUCUUGUAGUUUUAUCCAUAUGUCCCUAGUGUCUGGCAUUGUUAUUUUCCUAACACAUUUUACAAAAAAACAAAAAAACAAAAACAAAAACAAAAAAAACAGAGGAAAAAAAAGAUGAAGUGAUGUUUGGAAUUUUAAAAAAAAAGUUGCUUUUGAAAACAACCUUGUGCUUAAAAAAGACAUUGAAGAAGUAGUUAAAUGUUUCAUCAUAUCCAUGUACCUAAACACUAUCACAUUGUUACAGUAUUGCUGAUGCCACUCCGGGUGUUCUUGCCUUAAUGGUUAUGAUAUUGUCAUGUUUCUGGGGUUUAUUUUUCAAUCACUCCUGAAAAGUUUUCUUCUUCUUCUUCUUUUUUUCUUUUUUUCCCCCUUUAGGUGCAAGGGGAGUUUUUUCUUUUCUUCUUCCUAUUUUUCACAUUAGCGUGAAGUGCAUGUUCAUUUUUAAAAGCUGGUCCACUCCCAUGUGCAUCACAGGCCAUACACUGAGCAGCCCAUUUUUAUUCUGCAAUGGUUUGCUACACCCCACAGAGUGCUCAGAGCACAGGGAGAGUGUGUGAUUCUGUGUGUGUUUCUGUGUGUGUGUGUGUGGAUCAGACAACAGUCACUUCAAGACCAGAGCCUUAGUAUGAAAUCUUGCACAAUUUGUAAAAAAUGUAAAAGAAAAAAAAAAAAAGAGAGACAUUUAAGGCACACCGUCUUGUUUCUACUUUCCCUACAUUUGCUCUCUACUGAUUGUUUUCAGUGACUUACUUUUUUCUCUUGUGGCCAUUUUAAUAUUUAUUAUGUAUUCUUUUUGUAUAUUAUAGAUAGAUUGUGUGUAAGUAUGUGAGUCUUUUCAUUUUGAAGUCCCGAAUGUGAGUACAGUUUCAGUUAGGAUUGCAUUUGCUGAAAGUUAACUGUGUAAUCUGUUGCUUUUUGAAAAUAAAAAGUUUCCAUUUUGCAAAAUUUGCAUUUAUCCCUGUCAUUGGGUUGCGAAAUGUUGACUGGUCAGAUUUAGAGAUUCUGAAGUAAAAAAAAAAAAAAAAAUAAAUAAAAAUAAAGAAAAUGUACAUUUCUUUCUCUAAUAUGUAAUUUCUCAUCUUAUACCAUCAGGCGUCUGACUGGUUAGCAUUUUAAAGCCACUGCUCAUGUGCAUAUUUGUAUUUAAGACAUUAUUUGUGGUUAUUUCUACAAAGGUUUUUAUAUGUGUAUAUAGUCAUGCUUUUUAUAAGCAAAACACAUGAAAAAAUAUUUAAAGUUUGCCUCUUCAAACCCAAUCUUUUCUGUCAUUUGAGUCCUUGGAACAGCUUGCCAAAAGAGAAUAUGCUGUAUGCUAAAACUUGUCACUGAAUAUGAAGUGUCUUUGACAUUUAAUGGGGAUAAUCUCCAUGGAUGUAACUCUGGGCGCAUACCCUUGCAGUUUUUUCCUCACUCUGUGUUAAAGAGGAAUACCACUGAAUUUCAUAUGUAAUAUAUGCAACUCCCAUAUGGAGUAAUGGCAAACCACUCUGGGAUAAUGAAUGCCCUUAUACUGAGCCUUCCAGUCACAAAUGACAUAGCAGUUUGACCCUUUCUCUCAGUUUUAAGGUCACAUUGAUUUGCAGCAGCACUGAACAUGGAGCAAAUUAACAUUUUCUUUUGAAUUUAUAUGCAUGUGCAAGAAAUUUGCCACUUCUAAAUAAGUAUUCAUAAUCAUUCAGUAACAAACAAAAAGAUCAAUCAGUAUAUUGAUUGUGAUAGACUGGGUAUCAAAUGGAAACUAUUAAAAAAAAAUGUAAUUAACAUUACAGUUUCAAACCAAAUCUAAUAAAGACAACAAGGCAAAGAUAUAUUUAUUCUCAAAUUGAGUGGUAUUUCUCUUGCAAAGGUUAUAAUUUCAAUGUGCUGGCAAUGUCUCCAUCUACACUGAUGAACUGAAUAAUACAAUAUUUGUUACUACCAAUUUUGUGUGAUUCAGACAUCAAUGUGGAUAUUUUUCCACCUAAAACUCAUUCCGUUAAAUAAUGACCUUAGCCUUGAUGCCUGGAAAUGCAAAAAAUGGUGCUGAAAUGGCUUGUAAACACUCCAGGUAAUUGCAUCCUGGACUGCAGGUUCCGCUGAUGAAAAAUAUCUAUUAGGGGUCCAUUUUCAUUAUGGGGCUGGCAAUUACUGUUUAAUUUUGGACAUUGAUCAUUUCACUUAGGCCCCAGAGGGGCCAAGUCAGAUAUUGUGAAAUUAAAGGGAAUACUGGUCUA